AUGGAUGACGACUUUGGUGAUGUCCCAGACUUCGACGUGCUACUUGGACCUAGUAAAUCUGACAAGAGCCUUCCGCACACUUCUGCACCAGAAAAAUUAGAUCAAACACGCAAAGUCCAGCAACCCAAACCCCAAGCACUCCCAAGCCGAUCUAGUCCUUCCUCUAUUCUGGUAUCAGCAAGGCAAAGAGGAAAUCCAAUCCUCAACCAUGUGCGUCACGUACCUUGGGAAUAUGCAGACAUCCCGGCAGACUACAUCGUGGGGAGCACAACCUGUGUCCUCUUUCUCUCGUUGAAAUACUACCGUUUGCACCCGGAAUACAUUUACUCUCGAAUCAAGGGCCUAGCGGGAAAGUAUAAUUUACGCAUUCUUCUCACACUGAUCGAUAUUCCAAAUCACGAAGACAGUCUCAGGGAGUUGUCAAAGACGUCACUUGUUAAUAAUCUGACGUUGAUUUUGUGCUGGUCCGCCGCCGAAGCAGGGCACUACCUGGAACUUUUUAAAUCUUGUGAACACGCACAGCCGACGGCCAUACGCACGCAGCAAUCGCAGUCAUAUAAUGAGAGUCUAGUGGAGUUUAUUACGACUCCAAGAAGCAUCAACAAAUCAGACGCAGCAAGUUUGAUAUCAACAUUUGGUAGCUUACAAGCUGCCGUCAACGCUCAGGCAGAGCAAAUCAGUACGGUUCCAGGAUGGGGGGAGAAGAAGGUCCAACAAUGGCACGAUGCUGUAAGAGAUGAUUUUCAGAUACAAAGGACUGCGAAACGAAGUGCAAAACCAUCCACCGAUAACACCAAAGCAGCUAUGAUGCAGCAAGAGAAUUUUACUUUUACUGAGGAAGAAAACGCAUUCCUUGCUGCUCAUAGCGAAAAAUUCAGUCACGAUAAGCCAAGCCAAUCAUCAGAGACCCCCAGCCACCGGAUACACAAAAAUAAACUCAACAGUCAAGAUGAUAUGGAACGUGAAAAUGAUUCCUCGAAAGAUGAUUGGCCGGAAUCAAACGCUCGCCCGUCAGGUCAACACGAGGAGUAA
Molecule: messenger RNA, 1032 nt
Organism: Histoplasma capsulatum G186AR
Lineage: Eukaryota; Fungi; Ascomycota; Eurotiomycetes; Onygenales; Ajellomycetaceae
Product: mating-type switching protein swi10
Exons: 1
Coding region: 1-1032 (343 amino acids)
Biological process (GO): nucleotide-excision repair; meiotic mismatch repair; mitotic recombination
Cellular component (GO): nucleotide-excision repair factor 1 complex; ERCC4-ERCC1 complex; nucleus
Molecular function (GO): single-stranded DNA binding; damaged DNA binding
Source: RefSeq, a predicted model, not a curated record